CAUCUACAGGGAGAGACUGCAGCAGGUAGUUACAUUUUUAAUAACAUUAACCUUCCCAAUAAUAAAUUAAUGUAAUAAAGCCCACCUGCCCUCAUUGCUCGAAAACCUUAUUAAGGGGUCAAAAUGAAUUCUAACUAAAUCAGAAAAAUUUGCUGGGAAUAAAAUGCACAAAUACUUACUGCUCUGUUUAGGCCACUGGAAGGCGCCUGGCUGGAAAGCCGUUACUGGGCAAGUAUGCUGUCAGAGCCAAAUAUUCAGAUUUAUACCAACUGACAAAUUAAUUUAGAAAAGGAAUUAGCAAUUCUUUGGAGUUAAGGAAUAGAUCUAGUAGGGUCGGAGACAAAUAAUAAAAUAUAAUCUGUGUAUAGCAAAAUCUUAUGCACCACACCUCCCACAUCACUCCUGGAAAAUCAUCCUCCUUUCUUAUCGUGGCUGCUAAUGGUUCCAGGGCCAGAUAGAACAAUAAGUGGGAAAGAGGGCAACCCUGCCGGGUGCCCCUAUCCAAAGUAAAAUUAUCUGAAAUUAAUCCAUUUGUUUGUACCACCGCUACCAGGUGUCUAUAAAGUAACUUAAUCCAUGCAAUAAAAGUUUUCCCGAACCCGUAUAUUUCCAAAAUCUUAAAAAGAUAAUACCAUUCUACCAUAUCAAACGCCUUUUCUGCGUCAAGUGAGAUUGUAGCGACCGGAGUCUGAUCUUUCGCCACUGGCCACAUGAUAUUGAGAAGAGCUGCGGCCCCGAAUAAACCCCACCUGAUCUAUAUGUAUAAGAGAUGUCAUAACUUUGCUUAAUAUGUUAGCCUGAAUUUUUGACAAUAUUUUUACAUCUAGCUGGAUCAGGGAAAUUGGACAGUAACUCUUACACUCACUUGGAUCUUUGUCCUUUUUAAGAUUCAGACUGAUCCGGCCUUGCAUCAUGGUUGGCAGAAGCUUUCUGUUUAAUGACAGCAAAAACACGGCAAGAGAUAUUCCACAAAACAAACUCCAUGAUACAGGAGGCACCAAAAACUUGCAGAUUCAUCCACAAACUGUCCCGAAGAAAUUAUAUGGCUCAAAACAAACACCAGUCGCUAGGUGGAACCAGCACAAAAAGAAACCUAAAAGGUUCCCAGCUUCCUCGGACAGUCAAGUGUAUGUUCAGUGAGUUAGGCCCACAAGGCAGAAACAUGAAAAUCACCAAAUGGCUUACUCACUCCAUUGUCUUUAUGAAGGACAAUGCUUGCUGUGGGCAUGUACAUUUUCUACGGCCAUUAUUGGUAUCUAUUCUCAGUUUGGCCGGAUUCAGAAGAGCAAAAGUGACCUUCUGUUGAUGUAAGACAUUUUGCAUUCCCUUAAUCGUUCACAAAGUCUGGGAACAAGAAAAUGCUGUGGUUCGUCCAAGAAAGCUUUCCUUUACUCCUCACCUCGUUUAUUAACCUGAUAUCUUUGUUGGAUGAUCUCAGAAAUUUGGCCAGAAUUGAUUGGGCCUGUCUUAUAUUAUUUUAUUUGUUUCCUAUCCUGAGGUCACCAGAACCGGCUGGAUCCAGCACCAUUCCUGCUUCAUGUUGGACUCCACUGCUACGUGUUGCUGUGUGAUGAUGACUAAAUGCAGCCGAUGCCAGCCAAACAUCACUUCAGUCUAUUAUGAUGGACUUCGGAGGAUGAACUGAUGUCAACUCCAACCGUAAGACAUGGGAUACUUCAUAUGCAAUGGUGUUCCUCAUUCCCUUGAUCACGUUCUUGAGUUUUUAGAGCUGGCAAAUUUAGUGGACUACCCAGAAUUUUCCUUGGUGCUUUUCUUCAGGGCAGGUCUCAGUAGAUCACUAAAGGAGCUGUUGCCUCUGGCGGAUCCUCAAUGGACGCUCCUCGAGUUCGUGGAGGAGACUCUACGAGUUAGCGGCUUGCCGUUCACUGUGGGUGUAGAGGAGGAGGGCUUUACAUCUCCUCCCAAUGUGGUCACCCCCCAGACUUCCAUGGCUCGUCCCCCCACGCCUGCCACGGCCAACGAGCCAACGCCCACGCCUGCCACGGCCAACGAGCCAACGCCCACGCCUGCCACGGCCAACGAGCCAAUGCCCAUGCCUGCCACAGCCAACGAGCUGGAAGUCUCGUCCGUCCCAGAGCCAGCGUUGCCAGCUUCGUCCGCCCGGAGGAGGAGGAGAAGAGGAAAGGCUUCUGCUCCCCAGUCUCCAUCUGCCACGGUCAGCGAGCCAGAGCCCCCGCCUGCCACGGUCAGCGAGCCAGAGCCUGUAGCCUUGACCGCCCCAGAGCCAGCGCCUGUAGUCUCGACCAUCCCAGAGCCAGCGCCUCUUGAGCCUCCCAGGGCUCCGCCUCUCGAGCUUCCCAGGUCUCCGCCUUCCAGGGCUCCGCCUCUCGAGCCUCCCAGGGCUUCGCCUCUAGAGACUUCAACGCCUCUGCCUCCCGAGCCUUCCACGCCUCAGCCUCCCGGGCCUUCCACAGCUCCGCCUCCAGGGCCUUCCAUGGCUCCGCCUCCAGAGCCUUCCACGGCUCCGCCUCCAGAGCCUUCCACGGCUCCGCCUCCAGAGCCUUCCACAGCUCCGUCUCCAGAGCCUUCUACGGCUCCGCCUCCUGAGCCUUCCAUGGCUCCGCAAGGUUAUUUUUCUCAAUUAAUCCACAUCUUAUGGAGUUUUGUGUUCCUUGCCACAGUUGCCUUCAGCUUGCUCACUGGGGUUAUUAAUACAAUUAUUGUUUAAUUACUUAUUUUUAAACACUAUUAAUAAUCACAUUUUAUCUAAUUACACAAUGAUGAUUCAUCAACAUUAUAGGCAUUACAGUUUUAUCUUCUGUUAAUGCCUGAUCUUCUGUAAAGCUACUUUGAAUCUAUGUGUGUUGUGAAAAACGCUAUACAAAUAAAAUUUAAUUGAAUUGAAUAUUACUUCUGAAAAUAUGGAUUAAAACACUGGAGUUGUAUGGAUUAGUUUUAGGCUGCCUUUAUGUGCUUUUUGGAUCGUCAACAUCUUGGCACCCAUUCACUUCCAUUGUAUGGACCAGCAGAGCUGAAAUGUUCUUCUAAAAAUCAUAAUUUGUGUUCUGCAGAAGAAAGUCAUACACAUCUGGGAUGGCAUGAUGGUGAGGAAAAGAUGAGAGAAUUAAAUUUUUGGGUGAACUAUUUAAUUAAGAAGAACUUGCAAAAAAAGCAUUAGGGCUCCAGCAGCAUCAUAAUAGCACAGCCAAUGUAGUAACUUAAGCUGAAUUAGGUGUGUGUGUGUGUGUGUGUGUUUAUUUAUUUGCUUCUUAAGCUUGCUUAAGUCUUCUCUGUAUUGUGUUCACAGAUUCAGAGAGGUAUAGCAUAUGAGAAGACCACUAAAGAAGUGUCUCGCUGGGGCAUGAUAGUUCAGAACCAGAAGGCCAAGAAGCUGGUCUUUCCUCUGAACCAGGAGCCAUAAAAUAGUUCAGAGACCUCUUGAACAAGAGAUUUUCAUACUCUUCCGCUACAACAAACAGCCUGUCCAUGACCCUGUGCUGACUCCAGUUGAGGAGGCAUCACUUAAGGCCAUGAGUUUGGAGGAGGUAUGAUUUUAAUAAAGCUUCAAUAGGGCGCUGUUGUCAUGUUCCGGAACUAAAAAAUCCUAUUAAUUGUCUCAAUAGAGUCAUAUAUUUUUAACAAUAACUUACUGUAUAAACCUUGAUACCAACCAUGAGCUACAAGCUUAAGUUAUAGUGUAUGCUUCUAUAGAAUGUAAAGUAUGGCGGAGGAGCAGUGGCUUCAUUGAUUCAUGAAUACAAAGAAAUCCCUGUAAGAUCACGGAAAUGGUGCCCGCUAGUCUGUGGAGGACAAUGAACUAUUGACAGAAAAUCCUCGUGCCUGCUAAAACCCCCUUCCCCAUGUGAGAAAAGCCAUGUGAGACUUUGAACGUAAAAAUGUGUGUGUGUGUGUGUCUUUCAGUUAAAACCUCGAAAUGUUUAUUCUUAAGGAAAUACGUGUAAUCCCUGUUUGUUGUGUAUUUCUGAUGUAUAUCAAACUCGUUAGAACUGUUUUGUUGUGUGUUUUAAACUCUGAGGCCUCAUAUUUAAUAACCUAAGGGUGUGUAUGCACUUCUAAGUGUACUAAAUACACGUUUCUUGGUAUCAAAUUAAACCUUACGACUUGUCCUAGCUGAAUAUGAAUAUAAGAUUACCUUAGAAUUGUGUUCUGCUAUGUUUUACCAUCUUUUGAGUUAUUCAAACCAAAGUCCUGACCCCGAGUCAUAAAGGAUGCAAAUGAGCCUUGACAGGACAAAGGAACCAUCUCAUGCCCAAAAUAAAUGGGACUUUUACUACCUCCAAAGGAAUGUUCAGAGUGAUGACUCUCACUUAAUUCUUACUGAGAAGGAGAAAUGAACCCUUUUAAUCCUAUAUAUUCUAUAUAUAUAUAUCCAUGUGAUAAAUGUAUUGACAUGUAUCUAAUGCUCCAUCUCAUGAUUUUCCUAAAUGUUGUUUGGUCUAUGUUUUCUUGCAAACUCUAAUGGGUUAAUGUUUCAGACUUUGCAUACUAUGGUUAACCGAAAUCAU
Xyrauchen texanus (razorback sucker) is the source of this 4487-nucleotide messenger RNA. RefSeq lists its product as uncharacterized. The coding region runs from base 1667 to 2689 and encodes 340 amino acids. The record is from RefSeq and is a predicted model, not a curated record. The transcript is spliced from 3 exons. NCBI's taxonomy places the organism in Eukaryota, Metazoa, Chordata, Actinopteri, Cypriniformes, Catostomidae.